CUAAAAAUGAAAGUUGUUUAAUGAAUGUUUAAUUAAAAAAUGUUUGUAGGGUUUAGUUAAUGAAGUGGUUAUGCCGUAAUGAUGGACACCAUUUAUAUAUUCGUUAUUCUAGCGUUUUCUAUGAUAACCGACUCAGAAUCGUCAAUGAAGUCAAAGUCCUAUACAGCUUGCUAUGGAAACCUUGGAUUGGUAAAUUAUCUACAGCCAUCAUGUCCAGGAGACCAGAAAAUAAUCGUAAUGGCGGUCUAUGCUCUAGCUAAAAAUAAAUCUACUGGUUGCCUCCAGCAGCAUAUUGGACCCAUUGACCCUUCCUGUUGUCUGUAUGAUGUCAAAGACUGUUCUGUCUUGUAUAAUUCUGGACCAUAUCGGAACUAUUAUGAAAAAUGUAACGGCAAAUCUUCCUGUCAGAUACCUGUUUCAUGGAUAGACAUACCCUCACACUGCAACAGUUCUGUUUACACUGAGAGGACCAAUUACAUGAGAAUGGACUACAAUUGUAUCUCAGAUCAGGCCGUAGACCCGUGUACCGACCUGACGACCUCCGAUUCUCCCGCCUUUUUCUGGAACACUGGGUAUCCGUCAGAAAUGACGACAACAAAUACAUCAUGUACCUGCUCUAUCGAGAUGUCAUGUGACACAACAGUGGAACUCGCAGCCAUCGACCUACAACUGGAGUAUGCUGGAAAUUGCAACCAGUCAAUCACUGUCACAGACAGCAGUUCUUUGUCCAAGUUUGAUUGUUCCAACAAUAAUGACUUUUUACCGCAAGUGAUCUACACCAGUUCUGGUCAUUUCAUGACAAUACUAUUUGAAAACAAUCUUGGAACAACUGGCGGGAAAUUUUUAAUCCAAGUCAAAGGAACAAAUCCUACAGGAGAGGUAACUCUUUCUUGCGGGGCAUCCACACUUACAGUGUCGUCACAGAAUCCCAGUAGUCUGCCGACAUGUCCAGUAGAAGGGGACACAACCACAAAUCUACCGACCAAUGGGCAAAGUACACAAACAGACAACUCAACGACACUCACCGCUAUGUCAACCAAGGACCCCGUAACGCUUACAGCUAUGUCAACUAAAGACUCCACAACACUUACCGCUAUGUCAACUAAAGACUCCACAACACUUACCGCUAUGUCAACUAAAGACUCCACAACACUUACAGCUAUGUCAACUAAAGACUCCACACCACUUACUGCUAUGUCAACCGAGAACUCAACAACACUUACCGCUAUGUCAACCGAUCACUCCACAUCAUUUAUCACUAUGUCAACCGAACACUCCACAAUACUUACCGCUAUGUCGACCGAGAACUCAACAACACCUAUCACUAUGUCAACCAAAGACUCAACAACACUUACCGCUAUGUCAACUGAAGACUCCACAACACUUACUCCUAUGUCAACCGAGAACUCAACAACACAUACCGCUAUGUCGACCAAAAACUCCACAACACUUACCCCUAUGUCGACCGAGAACUCAACAACACCUAUCACUAUGUCAACCAAAGACUCAACAACACUUACCUCUAUGUCAACUGAAGACUCCACAACACCUACCCCUAUGUCAUCCGAGAACUCAACAACACAUACCGCUAUUUCAACCAAAAACUCCACAACACUUACCGCUAUGUUAAUGGACUCCUCCACUGUCUCAACUAGCAUCUCACAUAAUGUAACACCUAAGAAUUCCACAAAAGCUAACGAUAUAACUACUGUCUCAUUCACUGCAACAACUACCGCUCUGAAAACUGAGGACUCCAAAAUAUCUACCGCUUUAACAACUGACUCACCCACUGCUUCACCGAGCACCUUACUAAAUGUCAAAACUGAAAACUCCACAACACUUACCGCUUUGACAACUGAGGACUCCACAACACCUACCGCUCGCACAACUGGGGACUUUACAAAACUUACCGAUAUGUCAACGGAUUCAACAACUUUGUCUUUAUCAACACAAGAUGCAACAACAUCUGGAUUUUCUCUGAUGACCGACGUCUUUUUAGGAGUUGUUAUCCCUUUGCUCGUGCUGCCGGUUAUUGGAUCAGUUAUCCUGUACGUGUGUCGUCGUCGUUGUUGUUUUCGGAAUAGGGGGAUGGAAAUCAAAGAAAAAUAUUUAUUGAUAAUCCUGGCGCUUUCCGUGGUUAUUAAAACAGAAUCGUCAAUGGAGUUGAAAUCCUACACAGCUUGUUACGGAAUCCUUGGGAACCCAAAUUUUCUACUGCCGUCAUGCCCAGCCGGACAGAAGAUAGCCGUUAUGGCGGUGUACACGUUAGCUAAAUACAAGUCGACCGGCUGUCCCCAAACACAAACUUCAACGGGUGACGACCCCGCCUGCUGUCAGUAUGACGUCACUGACUGUUCUUACUUGUAUGACUCUGGAUCAUUUCGUGCCUAUUAUCAGACAUGUAAUGGGAAAUCUUCCUGUCAGAUACAAGUUUCAUGGAUCGACAUACCCUCACACUGCAACAGUUCUGUUUACAUUGAGAGGACGCAUUACAUGAAAAUGGACUACUAUUGUAUCUCAGACCAGGCUGUAGACCCGUGUACCGAUCUGACGACAUCCGAUUCUCCCGCCUUUUUCUGGAACACUGGGUAUCCGGCAGAAAUGACGGCAACAAGUUCAUCAUGUACCUGCUCUAUCGAGAUGUCAUGUGACACAACAGUGGAACUCACAGCCAUCGACCUACAAUUAAAAGACCCUGGAAACUGUAAGCAGUCCCUUGUCGUCACUGAUGGCAGUUUUUCUUCAACUUAUGACUGCUCCAGCAACAACGAUUUUCUACCACGAGUGAUGUACACCAGUACCAGCCAUUUUGUGACCAUUGUUUUUACAAACAAUCUCGGUAUUACUGGAGGGAAGUUUUUUAUUCGAAUCCAAGGAACAAAUCCUACAGGAGAGGUAACUCUUUCUUGCGGGGCAUCCGCACUUACAGUGUCGUCACAAAAUCCCAGUAGUCUGCCGACAUGUCCAGUAGAAGGGGACACAACCACAAAUCUACCGACCAAUGGGCAAAGUACACAAACAGACAACUCAACAACACUCACCGCUGUGUCAACCAAAGACUCUACAACACUUACUUCUAUGUCAACCGAGAACUCAUCAACACCUACCCCUAUAUCAACCGAAGACUCCACAACACUUACCUCUAAGUCAACCGAAAACUCAACAACACUUACCGCUCUGUCAACCAAAGACUUCACGACACUUACUCGUACCUCUACUUCAACCGAGAACUCAACAACACUUAUCUCUAUGUCAACCAAAGACUCCACAACACUUACUUCUAUGUCAACCGAAGACUCAACGACACUUACUCGUACCUCCACUUCAACCGAAGACUCAACAACACUUACCUCUAUGUCAACCGAAGACUCAACAACACCUACUAUUAUGUCAACCACAGACUCUACAACACUUACCGCUAUGUCAACCGAGAACUCAACAACACCUACCGCUAUGUCAACCAAAGACUCCACAACACUUACCGCUAUGUUAAUUGACUCCUCCACUGUCUCAACGAGAAUCUCACAUAAUGUAACAACUAAGUACUCCACAAAAGCUCACGUUAUGACUACUGUCUCAUCCACUGCAACAACUACCGUUCUGACAACUGAGGACUCCAAAAUAUCUACCGCUUUAACAACUGACUCCCCCACUGCGCAAACUGAAAACUCCACAACACUUACCUCUCAGACAACUGAGGAUUUCAAAACAUCUACCGCUUUGACAACUGAGGACUCCACAACAACUACCGCCCAGACAACUGAGGAUUUCACAACAAAAGCCGCUCGGACAACUGAGAACUCCACAACAUCUACCGCUCGAACAACUAGGGACUUUACAAAACUUUCCGAUAUGUCAACGGAUUCAACAACUUUGUCUUUAUCAACACAAGAUGCAACAACAUCUGGAUUUUCUCUGAAUGUGACAACAAUGUUAAAUGUUUCUAUUGAAAAUAACAGAUCAAGCAGUCCAGAUACAGAAAACGGUGUUGUUUUACCAGUUGUUAUCACUAUAGUCGUGCUGUUGGUAAUUGGAUUAGUUAUCCUGUACGUCUGUUAUCUUCGUCGUUGUUGUUGUUUUCGGAAUAGAGGGACCACAUAUUCAAUACCUUUGCAGCUUGAGGGCUUAUACAAUCAUACUGUGAAUUAAAUAGACUUGAAGCCAAUUUUAUUGUAUUAUUUUAUGAUUUCAUAUGUUUGACGAUCAUCCUGAAACCCAUAUGAUUAUAUGAUUUCUUUGUUUCAUGUGCAAGAAGAGUAACUGUAUUACGAGCUGUAUGCAUGUAAAUAUACCAUAUAUUCUAUGUCGUGUUGCCAUAAAUAAUGUCGAAAAGAAAAGUACGUAGUAAAGCG
Magallana angulata is the source of this 4352-nucleotide messenger RNA. Its product is annotated as serine-rich adhesin for platelets-like. The record is from RefSeq and is a predicted model, not a curated record. The coding region runs from base 79 to 4149 and encodes 1356 amino acids. The transcript is spliced from 14 exons. Lineage: Eukaryota; Metazoa; Mollusca; Bivalvia; Ostreida; Ostreidae.